Drepanopeziza brunnea f. sp. 'multigermtubi' MB_m1 is the source of this 384-nucleotide messenger RNA. Lineage: Eukaryota; Fungi; Ascomycota; Leotiomycetes; Helotiales; Drepanopezizaceae. The record is from RefSeq and is a predicted model, not a curated record.
AUGAGCCACAAAGCGACGAGAGUUGAGGCCGGACCAAGGCCAGCCAGGCUAAAAGGGCUAGAAGGGCCGGAGGGGCCAGAAGGGCCAAAGGAUCAAAGGACCACAAGGAUCAGAGGAACCAGAGGAACCAGAAGGGCCAGAAGAGCCAGAAGGGCCAGAAGAGCCAGAAGGGCUAAAAGAACCAGCAGGAUUAAAGGACCAAAAGGAUUAGAAGGGCCAGAAGGGCCAAAAAGGCCAAAGGGGCCAGAAGGACCAGAAGAAGCUAGAAGGGCUAGAAGGGCCAGACGGGCCGGAAGGGCCAGACGGAUUAGACGGACCAGACAGAUCAAACGGAUUAAACGGACCAGACGGACCAGACGGGCCAAAAGGUCUAAGAAAGGCUAA